AGUGGCAGUGAACCCACAAAGACAACUCUUCUCUUGUUUCAAAACGGACACUCUCUUUCUCUCCCUCCCUCCUCUCUCUCCUUUCCUCAGAGACGAAGAUGAGCAGCUUCUUUUUAAAUAUGCGUAAUGUCUCUAAGACAGUUAAACAGAAGCGUCUCCCUGACGGAUCUGCCGGUCAUGACUUGCUAAAGCAUGCAGCACAGACUUUAGGAUCAGGUAACAUCAAAGAAGCUGUCAAACUCCCUGAUGGAGAGGACCUCAAUGAAUGGAUAGCUGUGAACACUGUGGAUUUCUUUAAUCAGAUUAACAUGUUAUACGGUACCAUUACUGAGAAGUGUACUUCUGAGUCUUGUCCUGUAAUGUCGGCCGGACCAAAGUUUGAGUACCAUUGGGCUGAUGGUACUAAUGUUAAGAAGCCAAUAAAGUGCUCAGCUCCAAAGUACAUUGACUACUUGAUGACGUGGGUCCAGGAGCAGCUGGAUGAUGAAGCUAUAUUCCCCUCCAGAACUGGUGUUGAUUUUCCUCGUAAUUUCAUCACGGUUGCCAAGACGAUACUUAAACGUUUGUUUAGAGUUUAUGCUCACGUAUAUCACGCCCACUUUGAGGACAUACUCUCACUGAAAGAAGAAGCUCAUCUUAAUACAUCUUUUAAACAUUUAAUGUAUUUCGUCCACGAGUUUAAUCUCAUUGAUAAGAGAGAGCUGACCCCAAUGCAGGACCUCAUCGACAAAAUGUUAAAAUAAAGCAAAUAUUAUUAUUAUCAUUAUUAUUAUUAUUAUUAUUAUUAUUAUUAUUAUUAUUAUUAGAUAUUAUUUCUUGCAUAUCACUCUCUCUUUUAUACACAAGCAGCACACAUGUCGUGUGUCGUUAUUAUGAACGUUUGUCUGUUUAUGCAAAAUUAUAAGAAAUAACAAUAAUAAUUGAUCUGUCUCAGUUUCAGUGUCGUGUUACAUUGUAUGUGGUGAUUAGUUUUAUCAUGUUUUGUCAAUGAUACAGAUUUUUGCUCUGUACUAUACUCAGUUAUACUACA
Messenger RNA from Amphimedon queenslandica, 1030 nucleotides. RefSeq names its product MOB kinase activator 1A-like. NCBI's taxonomy places the organism in Eukaryota, Metazoa, Porifera, Demospongiae, Haplosclerida, Niphatidae. The transcript has 6 exons. The record is from RefSeq and is a predicted model, not a curated record. Bases 99 to 743 code for a protein of 214 amino acids.